Messenger RNA from Closterium sp. Yama58-4, 321 nucleotides. The record is from the annotation of a GenBank genome assembly. Lineage: Eukaryota; Viridiplantae; Streptophyta; Zygnematophyceae; Desmidiales; Closteriaceae.
AUGCCUUCUUCACUCGGAGUGUCGGAGCAUUCUUCGAAUUGGGGGUGUGAAAAUGUCGGUGCUCGAGCAUAUAUGCUCGCGCCUCGUGCUCGUUUGAGCAGCGGCGAGGAGAGCGAGAAGGAGGGCAAGGAGGAGGAGAGCAAGAAGGAGGGCGAGGAGGAGGGCGAGGAGGAGGGCGAGGAGGAGGGCGAAGAGGAGGGCAAGGAAGAGGGCGAGGAGGAGGGCAAGGAAGAGGGUGAGGAGAAUGUAGAAGGGGGUGACGACGAUGUUCAGGAGGUGCAGCUGGUGCGAGUAGCGGGUGAUGGAGGUCUGAGGGCGUGA